GGGAUGGCAUGAUCUCUGUGAUGCUCUCUCUGUUCGCGCCCAUGCACAGCUCGCUCCUCCGCAUCUCGUAUGUGAUGUCGGUGCAACACCAUGGACAGUGAUGAUCUUCACCUCGAAUGGAGAUGCAGAUAGCUAUGCUCUAUUUUUGGGCGUAGGAUUUGCUCUCAAUUGCACCCGUGUACCCUUGUCUCGUUUCUGGCUCCUUGUAUUCAGAAUCCCCACCUUUCGAUCCACGGCGCGGCCUUACAAUAUUCCUCUGUUACUUCAUCCGCCGAUCUCUUCGUCCUGUCUGGUCCAGGCUAAACAAUCCAUCUUUCUAGUGGUAGAUAUUCUUACUAUCGCCACAGCAAUGUCCCACAAGCCCAUCUGUCACUGCUGCACAGCGGCAGAGCUAAUCUGAACAUCCUCAUCACCCUGACAUGCUUUCUUCUCCUCGGCAUACCGUACAUAGUACGUAUGUACCCCUCAGUGUUCCACAUGCUCUCCACUCGUGCUGAUCCUAAUCAGACCUCUGCUUAUCCCUGCUACUCGGCUUGCUGGGAUCGUCCAACUGUACCUUGCGCACGCCACAAAACAACCUAUGUGUCCACCAGGUUCUAUUCGAGCAUUCACCUCAGCUCAUCUCAGCUCGUCCAUGACCACUGCCCGCCAUUCAGCCUAUCGCAACGGUGUACAUCCCACGACCGUCGCAGGCCAUCUCAUCUGUAGUGGUUUAUCAGUCACACCGUGCCUUGCUUUUAAAAACAAAUUAUGUGUAAAGAUCUGACACCAGAUGACGGUCCCUGCGCAAGAGCAAAACCUAAUGCUCGCCAGUGGCGGAAAUACUUGCGUCGAUCGAAUGGUUGUACCUUCAGCCAUGUAAAUUGAGUAAAUCAUCCCAGUAUCGUCGUCGUCGUCGGUGUCAGUUGAGUGCAGGCAGGCAAGGCUGUUGGCUCGUUGCUGUCACCAAUCUGUCGAAAACUGUCAGCGAAGUGGUGAUCAAAAAAAGUCACAUCGCAUUCCCAUCAUUACAUAUCGUGAUGAUGCCGCAGGCCCGAUCUCAACGUCAGUUGUCCAUUCCGUUAGUUGAUCACUCGUUCUGGUGGAAAUGCAAGUCCUUCUUGAGAUAUAUUGUAUCCUGUUCUAGUAGUUUGGAUCCUGUGGAGCGGGCCGAGCUUGUAAGCUUAGCUUUUGGGAUAUACAGUUACAGGCAACCGUUCUUCCGACUCGGGUUGCGAGCCAAGAGCAACUUCCCCGCUCCCUUUUGUUUUUCAUUGAUCCCAUCCGAGGCUAUACUGCCUCGCUCAUCCCGUUUGUGCAACGUUCGUCGCAGUAGCCUAUACAAUGUACGAGGACCAGGGCACUUUGCUUUUGCCCCUAACUGACGCCUAUACACCCUUAUCGACCUGAGAUGGGCGCAAUAAGAAAUACAUCAGGUGCUUGAGUAGAGCGGCCUAUAGACGUGGACAUUACAGCAAGCACCGCGGCGAUUAGAUAUCCCUUGCCAUGAUUCCGUGGAGUCGACGUUGGAGAACGAAGUUAUAAUAAUAUACUGUAUAUAUAGAGAACAGUCAGUCCAGAGCAGCCUAGGCAGCUACAGGAAGAGACGAGAAAUAAAGACGUAUCAGGAACAAUUGUCGGACGGUACUCAGGGGCUUCUAGGUCCGUGAGAGCUUCCUCUGGUUCUUGAUGUUUUCUUGUUUCUCGUUCGAGGAUUCAAUAUGCUUGAUUUGCUAGCAGUUCCGUUGUAGAUAGGGGGUGAUCACAGAAUUUGUUAUGUCGUCGAGAAACGAACGUAUGAUCUGUGGCGGAUUAGCGCUUAUAUGCAGCACGAGGUGCAAGUUCGAGGACGUUACUGAUCAUCGUUUGCGCUGCGGCUCGCAUGUGCGCAAUUUUGUAGAGGCGCGUUAGUCACCAGCGCUCUCCGGCUUCAGAGAGAGCAUUCUGCCACCCAUAUUAGGUACUGAUCAGACCAUCGUAAUCGAAAGUUCAUGAUACCGUCGUCAACGUUUUACACU
This is a messenger RNA of Serpula lacrymans var. lacrymans S7.9, 1997 nucleotides long. RefSeq lists its product as uncharacterized. The coding region runs from base 1020 to 1364 and encodes 114 amino acids. The transcript has a single exon. The record is from RefSeq and is a predicted model, not a curated record. Lineage: Eukaryota; Fungi; Basidiomycota; Agaricomycetes; Boletales; Serpulaceae.